Cyphellophora attinorum is the source of this 3831-nucleotide messenger RNA. RefSeq lists its product as uncharacterized. The record is from RefSeq and is a predicted model, not a curated record. The transcript is spliced from 2 exons. Lineage: Eukaryota; Fungi; Ascomycota; Eurotiomycetes; Chaetothyriales; Cyphellophoraceae. Bases 1 to 3831 code for a protein of 1276 amino acids.
AUGCGACCGGACAGCGAGUACAUCGCAAAUCCGCGAAAUCUGCGUAGUCAAAGCUCCGCAAGUGAUCUGGUCUCUACAUCUGGACGGUCUUUCAUGGGCGGACAGCUACCUCAAGCGAACCCACCGCCCGCCUACAUUGCGCAAAGUGCUGCCGAACACCUCACGUCGACCGAACUAGACCGACCAGUCAUCGUAUCUGAGAAUGCUCUUGAGCUCGUCAAUGGCUUCCUUGACCAGGUCCUGUAUAACAUGCUGUCUCUGUCAAAGUCGACAAACUUGGACGCUCUUCGACAGACUGUUCCCCGAUUGCUAAGGCCUCGUUUGGGACAAGCUGCCAUUUCUGCCGCGGAGGAGGAGCUGCGGGACUACAUUGAAGGCGAAGAUGCAGACAAUAUUCAGCAGCCGCCGAAACUGGUGAAGCCGAGUGAUUUCGAUCUGGAGCUAGCAUGGAAAUUGGCUCGUUUGCGCUGCAUGGUUUACGCUCGGCUUGGCGACAUGGAGGACGAGGAUGAGGAGGAGUUUCUGGAAUCCGAGAGACUUGAGGAACAUGCGCAUGGGUCGCCCAUGUCUGUUGUUCCAAUGUCAGCCAUCUUUCUCACCUCAGUUCUGGAGUUUCUGGGAGAGCAAGCCCUAUGUAACGCCGCUCAACAUUCAGAGAGACGCCACAACUUUGAAAUCAGCAAAACACCGGUUGAAGGCCAGCAGUUGUCCUUCGGAGAUGACGAGCUGGUUGUAGAGCAGGCCGAUAUGCUCCAGCUUGGACGUGAAGGCCCCCUCUCGCGUCUGUGGCGCACUUGGAGGCGGGAGUCUCGCUCAUCUGACUCCUUCUCGAUUAGGCCUAUCACUCCAGGUUCCGUAAAGUCUCCAGCAUUUAACGAGACGUCCCAUAGUCGAAAGCCCAGCCAUGCUGCCUCGCCAACGCAUGCCAUUCCGGAAGAAGACUCGCCCAAAUCCGAGCCAUUGACGCCUGCGCAGAUCCCAAUUCCCAUACCCGAUACCGAUGUUGAUGAAAUCGAGGUGCCUGGCUACGCGCGUGACAGGGCAGAUGUCGUUGCUGGCAGAGCCAAUCAACGCCCAGCUAUGGGACCACAGCGACCAUCAAGUCUGUUGAUCAUGCCUGGACAGUUCCCGGGUUCAGCAGGACCAUCUAGCCCAGAAGUCCCGACUCGAAGCCCAUUGCGGCCCUAUGUCACUCGCCAGAGAUCGCACUCCCUGCCAGGUUUCCCAGAUGGCGAUCAAGGCUAUCAGCCUUGGCCUCGCAAUGGCUGGACCCCUUCAACAGCACCGCAGAAGGAGCAAUUGUCUGACCAGGUUAAUAGUCACGACGAGGAAGGAUCGCGCGAACUACGAACCAAGCCAAGCAAUGAACAGGUCUCGCGACCGAACACCCGAGGAGGCUCACGGCCAAAUGCCAUCAACGGUGCAGCUGUGGCUGCGAUUGCUGGCGCUCUUGGUGUCGAAGCUGCACGGUCGCGCAAAGAACGUGAGCAGAAGGAAGUCGCAAGGCCCGAAACGCCUCGUAAGCGAACGGUGGCCGAAGAGAUCAUGGGUACUUCUCGAAGCGUCGCACCUCCGCAAGGCGUCGAUACAAGAGCAUCGAUCACCGGACCAAGCGAUUUCGAGACUCUCAACGUACCUCAUGAAGUGCAAGAAGAUCUUGAUGGUGAUCCGGAGGAUUUGGCACUAAGCUCGGGAGACGAGAGGAAUGUCGCACGGAGCCAUGCGCGUCGCUCUGUCGGUUCACACGCCAGUCCUGUAGUUCCAACCUCACCUACCAGCCCUCGCCGUAAUCGGGAGGCAAGAGUGAUGGGGAACUCGAUUGUUUCAUCACCACGUGACGAACCGGCCGAAUUUGGCGAGGAACUGGUAUAUGACAACGAACGACCUCGAACGCAGGAGUCAGUCACAUUCGAGCCAUCCGCUUUUGCGCAAGCAUCCGAAGCUCAACAAAGCGCGAGGAGCUCAGGAGCCUCUGAUCUUCCACUUCAGAGGCCUGAGGAAUUCGAAGAUAGCACGCCUGUGCUUCCAAAUGGUGCAUGGACCACUUCAAUUCCUCCCCGCAUGUCUUCACGAGAGCAGCCACGGCCUGGUCAUGGAACCUCCGGCUCAACCUCACAGUACUCCAAUCACUCUAAGCACUCCUCAUCGAGCAGCAAGAUAUUUGGGCCAGGCGGGCAGCCAUUGAAAGAUCAGCGGGCAGAUUUUGGCGACUUUUCUCCCCAUUCUCGUUCUGCAAGCGCAAGUACACAAAGAGUCAUUCCGGGCCAGAUCGUGGGUGCAAGUCCAAAGCAGAAUCUGGCCGCCCGUCGUGAGCAUGUACGUGUGAGAGCCGAUUCGGAGGACGAUGCAGCCAAGACUAGGAAUCUUGAGGUUCUGAUCAAGAGUGACGAAACUCUGCAUUACACUCUGACCCCAGAAUCAGCGCGAGCUGAAGAGUUCCCUGCAUCCGCCACCAGCAGGCCCAAGACCGAAACUCAAGAUCUUGCCGACUUCUUUCGUAAUACUGCACCGCCGGGCGAGAAGCCAGUCUCAGGCCAUAAUCGCAGUGCUAAGCAAUCCUUCAAUGGGCUGCGGUCGAAUCCACCUGAACAUAACACACAAACAGGGGGAUCUGACACCAUGAGAUCUCAGCAGGGUCCGCCAGCCGAAUUGUCCGCUAUGCCGAGCUCACCUCGCAGAGUUGUGUCUGUCCAACCGCGCGAUCCGCGUCCUGAGCGCAACACCACAAGAGAUCUGGCUGACUAUGUGCGCUCAACUGGACCUACGGACGACACGCAGCUUCCACAGGCACUCGCACCUCAGUCAGAGGACACCGCCAAAGAAGCAACGCUCACUCCCGCCCCAGGAUACGUUCCCCGAAACACUAAUAUCGACCGAGCUCAGGUUCCCCGUGGAGCGAACAGGUUGAAGUUCCAGGCGAGAGAUGCUCGUCCACAGCCAGGAUCCGAGACGGCCGACCUCAUUGACUUCAUCCGACAAGGCCCACCUCGUGCAGUUGGUGAUCAUCGAAUCGACCGUAAGGUGGCACCAUUCCGCACUACAAUGGACUCCGACGACUUGCAAGCACUGGCACCACCAAGUGAGCUUCCCGGACGAGAUUCGGUGGGCAGCAACCAUGAGAGUACAGCUACCAAGUCUAUGCAAGAGUCAACAAAUUCGCGCACCGCCUUGCUCGACUCGAGCCGUCACAACAACACCAGAACUACUGCGCCACCCAUCAAUCACGAUGUUAAGCGUCAAGUCAUCCCAGAACAGGAUGGAAUGCCUACCAGAACGCGACGCAGAGUCAAGGAUCCGUAUGCUAUCGACGUCAGUGAUGAUGAGGAAUUUGAACAAGAAGUAGCACAGGCCAAGCCACGUCGGGAGGAAGAGUCUCUCAUCGACUUCCUCAGGAACACUGCUCCUCCACCAGGAAUGUCAGCUCAGCCUAUCGUAGUGACUGGAGCCCGUCCGCAACAGCAGGCCGACCUCAAGCGUUCCGCUAGCAACUCGAAGCUACGAGAUGUCCUGAUGCGCAACGGCUCUUCAAAAAAUACGAUUCCUGCACGCAGCAAUGGCGCGCGCGACGAGCCACCCCGUCCACAGGCCAGGAGUACUCCUCGGCAAGACACCUCAGGGGAAAGAGCCAAACCAAGAUACCAAGCUCGCGAAGCUAAAACCUCUGCCACCUCCACAUCUGAUCUCGCAGACUACUUGAUGAAUAGCGGACCAGCAGAUUCUACGCACUCUCUGGCAAGCGCAACAGGAAAUUCUCGGGUCGUUCGAUCUGAUGUCAAGGAGCAGGCUGGCUUUAUGAAGUUCUUUUCGCGGAAGGCCUCCUUGCGGAGAUAA